Emiliania huxleyi CCMP1516 is the source of this 732-nucleotide messenger RNA. RefSeq lists its product as hypothetical. The transcript has 2 exons. The record is from RefSeq and is a predicted model, not a curated record. NCBI's taxonomy places the organism in Eukaryota, Haptophyta, Isochrysidales, Noelaerhabdaceae. Bases 57 to 512 code for a protein of 151 amino acids.
ACUCCAUCGGAGCAGUGGUGGUGCACGGGCGACACCGCCUCUCGGACGAGUGCGCGAUGCUCGACGCGCCGCGCGCCAUCCUUCGCUGCUGGGGCUGGAGGCUCGACGGAUCACUGCCGGCGCCGGUGGGCACGCCAGGCAAGUACCGCCUGGACGCGCUGCUGCCCAUCGCGGCUCUGCCGUGGAGCUCGACGGGUGGGCACGACGGCAUCCCGCCGUACUCACAGCUGCGGCCACCCGCACGAGGCGUAGCUUCGGCCGUCGUGUGCGGCCCAGCGGCACUGCGCAGAGGAGGCGCACGGUGGAGCAGCCGCGUCUCGGAGCAGCUGCAGGCGGCCACUGUCCGGCUGCACGAGGACGUGCUGCGCAUGAGCGGCGCGCUCGAGGGGCUCGACCUCCUGCGCGCCGAGGCGCUGGGGGCGGCCCGCCGCCCUUCUGAGCCACGGCCGGCCUGGGUGGAGAGGGCGCUGGCAGCAGAGAGGUCGGCGGCGGCCGCCUCGAGCGGCGCCUGAGGGCGCGGCCGCCAGGAGUCCUCACUGAUGGAGAGCGGGCACGUACUGGCCGAGGGCCGACCACCUAUCCUGAUGAGAUGAUGAACAUGGCUGGCCGCGGUCACGGAUGUCGUCGACCGGCGCGGUGUGACGGCUGUCCUUUUUCAUAUAUCGACUAUCGUGCGUGGAGUCGUGCACCGACUAUUAUACCAGUCUACACCGAUCACCGUAAUUUAUUACG